AUGCAGGCGAUGAAGCUGGAGAAGGACAAUGCCAUGGACAAGGCAGACACCUGCGAACAGCAGGCCAGGGAUGCCAACCUCCGCGCUGAAAAGGUCAACGAGGAAGUCCGUGAGCUCCAAAAGAAGCUCGCUCAAGUUGAAGAGGACCUGUCUCUCAACAAGAACAAGCUCGAGCAGGCCAACAAAGACUUGGAAGAGAAGGAGAAGCAGCUCACCGCGACUGAGGCGGAGGUGGCAGCCCUCAACAGGAAGGUGCAGCAAAUUGAGGAGGACCUUGAAAAGUCUGAGGAGAGGUCUGGCACCGCACAGCAGAAACUUCUAGAAGCCCAGCAGUCCGCUGACGAGAACAACCGUAUGUGCAAAGUAUUGGAGAACAGAUCACAGCAAGAUGAGGAGCGCAUGGACCAACUCACCAACCAACUGAAGGAGGCCCGUCUCCUCGCUGAGGAUGCUGACGGAAAAUCUGAUGAGGUGUCCCGCAAGCUGGCCUUCGUUGAAGACGAGCUUGAAGUUGCUGAAGACCGUGUCAAGUCAGGAGACGCCAAAAUUUCAGAACUAGAAGAAGAAUUAAAGGUCGUAGGUAACUCCCUUAAAUCACUGGAGGUCUCGGAAGAGAAGGCCAACCAGCGUGUAGAGGAAUUCAAAAAGCAAUUGAAGACCCUCACCAUCAAGCUGAAGGAGGCUGAGGCCCGCGCCGAAUACGCCGAAAAGACUGUCAAGAAACUGCAAAAGGAGGUCGACAGGCUCGAAGAUGAGCUCGGCAUCAACAAGGACAGAUACAAGAGCUUGGCUGAUGAAAUGGACUCCACCUUCGCCGAACUUGCCGGAUACUAG
Messenger RNA from Leptosia nina, 834 nucleotides. NCBI's taxonomy places the organism in Eukaryota, Metazoa, Arthropoda, Insecta, Lepidoptera, Pieridae. The record is from the annotation of a GenBank genome assembly.